AUGUCGCUGUCGGGAAAUCUGGCCGGAGUUGACAUGAACAAUGCCGCGAACCUUGAGCUAUACUCAGAGGUUCUCCUUUUCAAGAAUGAUUCAAGCAGAGACGAAGUCCUCUUUUUCCAUCGCUCGAAUGCUGAGCAAAGAACGUUGCAGGCGAUUGCUCAUAGUUUAUUGUUGGAGUACGAAUAUUCCGCUGCUACGAAAGUCAUAAGGAUCAGUCGACCAACCUCAUUAGACAUAUCAUUCUUGGAAGACUUACAGAUUGGACAAAUGGAAAAUGAUAUAUCAGCUCGAGAUUAUGGUAUUCAGUCCGAGGCGUUGGAUCCGAACGAUUUGAUUCCUGAAAGCAAUGGAUACGAUAACAACUCGUUCAUUUCCGGUCCCGAAAUAAUGACUUCACCUUGGCUAAAUGGAGACCAUGCUGAAAACACUGCCAUGUCUGGGCCUAACUUAAGAGAUCGACAACUGAAUAAUCACUAUCAGCAGGACGGACUUUCCAGGGAAGGUAUAAGCGCAAACGCUCCUAGCGGGGAGUUCAGCAAUAGCAUGAGCGGAGAUCUUGAACCUUGGAGUGCCUAUGAGACACAUGUUGACCGCAUUGAGAUGAACCAAAUCGAGUCUUUCACAAGUUCUCUCCAGGGAGUAGGAGAAGGAGAAGCACAGCCCGAAGAGUGUAUACUUUGCCACCAGCACAACUAUGCUUGCACUUGUUUUACAAGUGCACCUCAAGCUUAUACUAGUGAGGGCUUUCCCCAAUCUAGUCUUGACGAUGUGCCCAAUGAAGCAUCGCUGCACGAACAGUGUCCGACGAGCCCAAAUGUGAGACCAUUGCUACAGGACUUUGACGAAGUACCUGUCGUGCAUUCAGGAAAUGAAUUGAGUGUCUGUCAUUUUGGAGACUGUAUGGAGACGUUCUCAAGAUCGGUCGAUCUACAGCUACAUUUGCGAGAGCAUGUCCUCACACAAGGCCUGGCUUCAGUGUCAGACAUUCCAGAAGCUACGAACUUAGAUUGGACAGAGGAGCACUCAUUAUUGCCUAACUGUAUUCGGUCACUACAACGCAAGAGGAAGAAUUCCCAAUUAUCGAAGACCUCAGAAAGCACCGACGAAACGUCAGAUAACGGCGUUGGACCACGUCGUCCGUAUGAAUGUGAUCUAUGUCCAAGGAAAUAUUUCAGCUCAAAGCACAUCAACCGUCACAGAAAAGUUGAACACCGCGACGCGAAGGCGAGGUUCUACUGUUCUACUUGCCAAGCAUCAUUCGAUCGACGAAUUAGUCUGACUAAUCAUCGGAUAUCAUGCAUAUAUAGCGGAGGUGGUAGGACUUCUCGUAACGACAGCAGAGAAGGGAGCGUCCACAGUGGCGAUAAUGCCGAAGGUUUCAGCGUAUCUGUGUUUGAUUCAGGAUCCAUCCAUUCUGCUCGUUCAUCUGCUAGGUCUGCCAAUUCAGCCAGCUCUGGUAUUUCAGUCACUUCUGGACGACGAGGACCUUUAAGUCGACUGGCUCGAGCAGGAAUGCACGCCCUGAAGGAAGUCGGUGCUUGCUGGAGGUGUAAAGUACUCAAAAAAUCAUGUGAUAUUUAUGAUCCAUGUGUCUUGUGUCCAAGUGAUCAAAGAUCCAAUUGGGCAAAGGUUGGUUGUAAACGUGGAGAUUUUCAACCUCCAGGCUCUAGACUUUGUCCAAGCCCGUUUGCAAGAAUUGCUACAGAGGAGUCAGACAUUGAAGUGACGGAAUCUAAGAUAAGAUCACUUAAUGUUGCGGCUGACGUUGAGAGAUGGUUGCAGAAAGUGAGGUCAGACGACAUUUCUGGCUCUAUUGAGGAGGAUCGAGUCCUGCAAAAUUUCCAUUUGCACUUGCACAGACCUCCACUGUCCCAACUUUCGAACACUUCCUUGACUCAACUAGCACCUCUUGAGCAGUGUGCUCUCACAAUACUCUGUCAUUUUCUUCGCUGCCCUGAGGCACGUCAGGUCCUCAACAAAGAAGGCUCUUUAGACGAACUUGGGAAACUAUUGCCUUUGGCCAUAGUCUACCAAGCUGAACAACAAGAUGAUCAAUUGAUUGCACAAUCUUUGAUAUGUCUUCGUGUAUGUGCGGAAGCUUUGCGUGCCCAAGCUUCCGGGCUUCUCUCCACACCUUGGCAUAGUAUUUGCGAAUCACACAAUUCCAAACUCGACGAUGUGAGGAACUUGAAUGUACAUCUUCGCUUGUACAAUAAAGAACUUUCCCGUGUAUUCUUCCAAAGAGAGAACCUACGGAACCGCCGCCCUUGGUGGCUCUCUGCUUUCUAUAGCUUCUGCAUCCAGAGCUAUGUACGGCGAGCACUAAUUAAGUUAAAUAUGGAACUGAAACCUACCAGUAUUCUAGCAACGGACAUUUGCUCUUUCUAUGAGGAAGCAGUGUGGAAAACAGGGCAGCGAGCCGCCGCCACUCGGAGUGUUCCAAAACAACUUGAGGCUGCAUAUGCCAUAUUCUAUGACGUCGUUCGGAGAGGACGACAAACUAUCGAGUUUUUUCCCUCUGCAGUAUAUACAACCUGGAUGAAAUUCUCUGCAUUCGACAGGGAAUGGUAUCUAAAGCAAGCGCUCCUCAUGGCGGUAAGCUAUCUCGGUGAGAUAUCGAGCAAGUCCGGCCACCCACGAAAUCCUCUCAGGAUCUCACGGCGUCGAUUUGAUUUCAGCCUUAAAAUAUCGAAACUUUCCCCUGAGAUGAUUGCAGGAUUGUACUCGAAAGAUUGGGACUUUGACCCACUGACGGAAGCGGAGCAGUAUCUCUACCUUCCAUUGCGCCUAUUCAAAGCUAUGAAUAGGCUUUCCGUCGAUCCAAUGAUAUUCUGGGGAGGAGUGGACAUCGGGUUGAAACAUAUCGAUGGAGCUAGUGUAGCUGUAGACCAUUCUACUUGGCAGGAAAAAGGUAUCUCAUCUUCAUACGACUACCUCAAGCGCCUCUUCGAAGAUGAUGGACGAACUUUGGAGGAAAUAGCAACUGGAGAUCCUGUGUCGAUGGCACAAAUUAACGAUGCGAAUUUGAAAGGAGAAUGCGCAGUCUGUUUGACGCAUAUACCUGCAGGCUCGGACAUCAUUGUUCUGCCUUGCUCCCACUGGUUCCAUGAAACAUGCGUAGUUGCUUGGCUACAGGAAAUCAAUACCUGUCCACAAUGCGGGGUGUUGGUCUAUAGUGAGGAUGAGGUUGGGCUUGACGGGGAAUGA
Mollisia scopiformis is the source of this 3207-nucleotide messenger RNA. RefSeq lists its product as uncharacterized. NCBI's taxonomy places the organism in Eukaryota, Fungi, Ascomycota, Leotiomycetes, Helotiales, Mollisiaceae. The record is from RefSeq and is a predicted model, not a curated record. The transcript is spliced from 6 exons. Bases 1 to 3207 code for a protein of 1068 amino acids.